AUGGAGACAGGGAAUCAGAUAUCCGCAUUAAUAUUUGAAAGAGCCGGCUGAAAGAAAGUGUCAUUCAAUAUGCUAGCAAGUCAGUUUUUGAUAUGCCUUCCUAUUGUUGCAGGAGGUGUUUUCAGCACUCUUCUCGCAAAUAAAGGCCAUAGUGUCCCGAUGCUCCAGCUCACACUGCUCUAUCUUUUCCUUUGCUUAUGGUUGGGAAAGUAUCUGCUUGGGCCAAGGAAUCUUAGAUUAAAGCAAAUAUUGAUGAUCUCUGUUACAGGAAUCUUGGAUUGACAUGCUAAUUUUAUGAUAGUGAAAGCCUAUUCUCAUACAACUAUUACAAGUGUUAUGAUUCUAAUGGUAUUUACGGUACCAUCUGCUGCUUUGUUAUCAAUGCUAUUUUUGAGGGUCAAAUACAGCUGGCUCCAUCUUGCUAGUUGCGCCCUCAGUAUAGUCACUGUCAUGGUUGUUGUUAUCUGAGAUAUCUUUGAAUACAGACAUACGGAGAGAAAAGGAAAAGCAAGUAUCGUAUUUGGAGAUCUCUUGUGAGUGGUUGGUGUGUUUCUCCUAGCCUCUACUAAUGUAUACCAAGAGUGGCUAAUCCAAAAAGAUAUAAAAAUUAGUGAGAUUUUGGCAUUCCAAGCCCCUACUGGCAUCAUUUUUGCAGUUCUUGAGGCUUGGAUAAUUGGAGAAUUUUCGAACAUUUCCUCAGUUGAGUCAAAGAAUGCAAUUGCUUGCUUUUUGUCCAUCCUGGGUUUUGCUUGAGUAAACUUCAUUUUAUACAUAUUCGUUCCUUAUUUUAUUUCAAUUGCUGGUGCAACUCUUAUGAACGUAGGAAACCUUACUGCUUCUGUAUACUCUAUGCUAUUUGAUAUAUUCUUAUUCAAUGGCCGCUUUAAAUGGUUUUAUUUGGUUGGAUUUAUUUUCCAAAUAAUUGCUAUUUUCAUGUUCAGCAUUAAAGAGCCAAUAUACAAGAAUAGGCAAAGAAGAGAUUGAAGCAUGGAAGAUGGGUCUCAUAUACUUAAUGAAGAAGAGACUGAAGUUGGUUGUGAUGAGAUAUAUCCUUCAAUAAACUAACUAAGCUCUUGGUUGCUUGAAUUUGUGCCAAAU
This is a messenger RNA of Moneuplotes crassus, 1098 nucleotides long. The record is from the annotation of a GenBank genome assembly. NCBI's taxonomy places the organism in Eukaryota, Ciliophora, Spirotrichea, Euplotida, Euplotidae.